Molecule: messenger RNA, 3648 nt
Organism: Iphiclides podalirius (scarce swallowtail)
Lineage: Eukaryota; Metazoa; Arthropoda; Insecta; Lepidoptera; Papilionidae
Source: the annotation of a GenBank genome assembly
AUGCAGGUGCGACUGCGCGCUGCGAACAGUGCGCAGACGGCGGUGCCGCUGCAGGCGUCGCUGCGGGCGGCGCGCUGCGUGGUCGCGCCGCGCGCGCCGCCCGAGCCGUGCGCCGCGCCGCCGCCGCCCGGCCCGCCCCCCCCCCCUCACCCGCCCCCGCCCCCGCCCCCGCACAACGGCGCAGAGACCGCGCCGGGAGCCCAUCUGGAACUCCUGCUCUCUCAACUCGAGCCGCUCCAGAAUUUCACGGAUGUAGCGCAGCUGACUCUCGACUACGGCGAGCUGUGGGACAGCGCGAGGUCGGACGCGCGCGAGGGGGGUGCGGGGCGCGAGGCGGGCGAGGUGCGGUGCGCGGGCUGCGUGCAGCUGGGCCGCGCAGAGCUGCCCUACUCGCUGCGGCUGGUGGCCGGCACCCUGCGCCUGGAGCCGCAGCGCCUGCAGUUCGUGCUGGCCGAGGUGGCGGCGGGCGGCGCGGCGGCCGAGGCCACGCUGCGCGCCACCAACGAGUGCGGGCGCGCCCUGCACGUGGCGGCGGCGCUGCUCUCGCCCGACGCCGCGCCGCACUUCCAGGUCGCCGACCGCACCCCGGUGCUCCUGCAGCCCGGCGAGGCCAAGGAGGUGGCGCACCUGCGGCUGCUCCAGAGCGCGCUGCGCGACAACGUGACGCUGGACGCGCGCCUCGUUCUAACCACGAACCUGUCCGACUACGAAGUGCCCGUGCUCGUGUACAGCGGCCGCUUCGAGCUGGAGUGGGAGUGGCCGUGGGGCGCGGAGGGCGCGGAGGGCGCGGAGGGCGCGCUCGUGUCGCUGGGCGCGCUGGGCACGUCGGCGUCGCGGCGCGUGGGCGUGCGGCUGCGCAACGCGGGCCCCGCCCGGCUCUGCGCCCGCGAGCUGCGCGCCUCGCUCUCGGCCGGCUCCGCGCAGCUCACGCUGGCCGCGUGCGCCAACGCGCCGCCCGACCACCCCUGCCGCUGCGCGGAGGCCGGCGACUGGCUGCAGGGCUGGCUGGUGGUGGUGGCGCCGGCGCGGGCGGGCGCCGUGCGCGGCCACGUGCGCGUGCGCAGCCAGCACGCGACCGCACAGGCGGCGCUGUCGCUGCGCGCGCUGCCCGGCCGCCUGCUGGCGCACCACCUGGACCUGCCCCCCGCCGCACCCUACGCGUGGUCGUCGGCGGAACUGGUGCUGGAGAGCACGAUGGACGUGGAGAUGCGGGUCGUGAACGUGACGCAGCCCUCCCCGGACCCCGCGGUGAGCUACAGGCCGGCGGAGGGCGGCGCGGGCGUGGUGCGCGCCGGCCGCCGCCCGGUGGGGCGGGUCUCGUUCGCGGCCGAGCGCCUCUGCCAGCCGCUCUGCUACACCGGCCUCGACCUCGCCUCGCCCGAGGGCGCGGCGUGGCUGACUCGCAGCAACGCCUGUGACGAGGCGGCACUGCAGGAUGACGUCGCGCUGCUGCAGACGCGACUCGACCGCUUCCGACGCCACCAACAGCUGCACCGCAACCUCUCGCUGCACGUGCACACCGACGAGGUGAUGCAGAUCCCCGUUGCGGGCUCGGUGCAGCUGCACUGGCCGCGGCUGCGCAUGGACGACGCGCACGAGCGGCCCGCCGGCGAGGCGCCCGCCGAGGGCGACGCCUCGGGGGCGGAGGGGCCGGAGGGGGCGGAGGGCGCGGCGGGGGCGGAGGGCGCGCUGGCCGCCGUGGGCGCGACGCGCACGCUUCGCCUCGUGGCGCGCAACCCGUCGCGCUCGCACCCGCUGCUGCUGCAGGCCGCCGUGCACGCCGACCUGCGCCUGCCCGCGGCAGCGGCCGAGGGCGCGCCGCGCUGCGCCAACGGCAGCUGCUCCUGGGCGCCGCGCGCCUUCGCCGUGAGUGGCUGGCGCGCCCGGCGCGGCCACGUGCGCGAGUGGGCGCCGCCGCACCUGCCGCCGCGCGCCGCCCACGUGGCGCCGCUGCUGCUGCUGGCGCCCGGCGCCGUGCUCGAGCUCGCAGUGGCCUUCGCGCCGUCCGCGCCGGCGCGCCUCGCCGCCUACCUCUACCUCAGGAACAACCUGACCAUUCUGGAGGGUAUACUAUUGACGGGCGAAGGCGCCUAUCCGAGUUUCGAAUUGGCCGGCCGGAAACCAGGAUCGGCGACUCCCAUUCUGUUUGAGGUGGAGGAGUGCGGCGCGGGGGCGGGCGGCGUGCGGCGCGCGUUGGUGGUGCGCAACACGGGGCGCGUGCGCGUGCGGCUGCGCGAGUGGCGGCUGUCCGGCGCCGCGUGCCGCGCGCGCGGCUUCCUGCUGCAGCCGUGCGCGCCGCUCGCGCUGGCGCCCAACGAGUCGCGCGCUCUGCACCUCUCCUUCGCGCCCGACUUCACGCUGGCGCGCACCCACGCGCGCCUGCAGCUGCGCUCCGACCUCGGCCGCGCCGACUUCGCGCUGCUGGCCACGGCCGAGCGGCGCGCCUUCGAUCGCUGGCGGGCCGAGAUGCUGCGCCGGGCGGAGGACGACGACUCCCGCUCGAGCGAGGACGCCGACUCGGCCUCGCUGGAAGCCGACCCGCCCUCGUCGCCCCGCAUAGAGGACCUCGCCGCCCCGCUCCUCGACGACGAAACGUUCGAGGCGCGACCGGACACGCCCCCCGACACGGACGACUACGAGCCCGAGCCGGAGCCCGACGACGACGACGACGACGACGAGGAGGAGCGUCCAUCGAACAGCGGCGACGAGUACGCCGUCUCUCUCGGAUCCGAAGACUCGACGUCGGGCGAGCUCGACGAGCGCUCCGAGCCCGACGAGAGCGAGACCGCCGCCGAGCGCGACUCUCCCGGCGAGGCCGCCGAAGACAAGCUCUCGCCGGCGCCCGCGGAGCAGGAGGCGCGCGCCGCCGCCGGCACGCCCGAGCGCGGGGCGCGGCCGCGGCGCGAGGCGGUCGAGGCGGCCGAGGCGGCGCGCCGCGGCGAGCGCGCCCGGCCGCAGGGCGCGGCGGAGGCGCCGCCCGCGCGCGCCCCGCGCGCCCGCCAAGCUGCCCGCGCGCAAGGAGAAGGGCGCCAAGCGGCGCGGCGAGCGGGCCCCCGCGCCGCCGUCGCGCGCCUCGCCGGCGCCCGCCGAGCCCGCCGAGCCCGGCGAGACGGGCGCGGAGGCGCCGGCCGAGGUGGAGGCGCGGGGCGUGAGCGCCGGCGCGGCGCUGCGCUGGGGCGCCUCCUGGAGCUCGGUGGUGGCGGCGCGCGGCGCGCUGGCGCCCAUCGGCUCGGACGUGCGGCGCCGCUCGCCCGGGCCGCGCGCUGCGCCCGCGCCUGCCGCGCCAGACCACUCGCUCUUCUACUUCAACGGCGGCGCGGCGCGCGGCGAGCUGGCCUGGCGCUCGCCGCCGCCGCCGCGCCCUUACGCCUCCGCCGCGCACGACUACCUCGGUCGGUCCGGAGGAGGCGGGCGUGGGCGGCGUGGGCGGCGUGGGCGGCGUGGGCGGCGCGGCGGGGCGGCGCGUGGGGCGGCGCGUGGGCGUGGGGCGCGGCGGGCGCGGUGCGGCCCCCGCCCGGCUUCGGCGCGCCGCCGCGGCCGCCGCGCGCCUACGACCCGUUCCGCUCGCUGGCCUCGAUCUGGGCGCCGCGCGCGGCCGACUGGCGCCUGGACGACGACCGGCCCCCCGAGCGGCCCGACGACCAGCGC